GGCGAGAGGGAGGAGGGAGGGAGGGAGGAAGCGGCUGAUCCGAGCAUCAGCAGCAAGACAAGCGCCACCGUCGCCGCAGAGGGCGAGAGAUGGCGGAGUGCGGCCGGAAGGCGCUGUCCCUCCUGGAGGCGGCCCGCUCCCGCUACGAGAGCCUGCAGAUAUCUGACGACGUGUUCGGCGAGUCCGGGGACGACAGCAGCGACAACCCGUUCUACAGCACCUCGGGAGACUCGGACUCGGACAACUACAUCGCUGAGGCGGGCGAGGAGGAACAGCAGCAGCAGCACCACCACCAUUAUCAUCAUCAUCAUCCCCACCACUACCACCACCACCACCAUCACCAGAGACGGGCCGACAGAGAGAAUUCACACGGCGGGGGAGCAGGGGCAGGCAGCCCCGGUCCGCCCGGUGCUCUGUCCCGGAGCCAAGCCGAGGAGCAAGGCUGGACGGAGACCCUGCAAGAUGUCACCGUGCCGCCGUUUAAAGGCUCUUACGGUCCCGCUCAGAAGAUGCCGGCAACGGCGAGCGCUCUGGACUUCUUCCAACUCUUCGUCCCAGACAACUGCAUCCAAAACAUGGUGACGCAGACCAACAUGUACGCCAAAAAGUUCCAAGAGCGCUUCGGCUCCGACGAGGGCUGGCGUCCCGUCACGGCCCAGGAGAUGAAGGCCUUCCUGGGCUUCGUCACGUCCACCAGCGUGCACCACUGCGAGUCGGUGCUGAGCAUCUGGAGCUCGGGCUUCUUCAGCAACCGCAGCAUCGCGCUCAAGAUGAGCCAGGCGCGCUUCGAAAAGAUCCUCAAGUACUUCCACAUCGUGGCAUUCAGGCCGUCGCAGGGGAGCAACCAGGGCCUGUACAAGAUUCAGCCCUUCUUAGACUCGCUGCAGCAGGCUUUCAGCUGCACCUUCAAGCCUUCGCAGACCCAGGUUCUUCACGAACCCUUAAUAGACGAGGACCCGGUUUUCAUCAGCACCUGUACUGAACGCGAGCAACGCAAGAGGAAGAAGAGGAAGUUCAGUCUCUGGGUUCGACAGUGCACCUCCACCGGUUUCAUCUGUCAGAUCUCAGUUCAUCUGAAAGAGGGCCAAGGUUCGGACGGGCUGGCCGCCCUCAAGAACAAACUUCAGCUGCACAGUCUGGUGGCCAAGCAGCUGUGCCAGAACAUCUCUGGCAAGAACACCAUCGUCUUCACGGGGCCGUCCAUCACCAGCCUCGGACUCUUCACCGAGUUCAGCAAGCAAGACAUUUACUGCUGCGGCCUGCUGAGCACACGCAAGAGCGACUGCACGGGCCUGCCGCAGAGCAUGCUGGUGUGCGGCUCCACGCCGGCGCAGCGCGGACACUGGCGGGUGAUGAUGCAAGGCAGCAUGUCGCUCAUCAGCUGGUACAACAAGGGCCACUUCAGGUUCCUCACCAACGCCUAUUCGCCCACCAAGCAAGGUUUGAUCAUCAAGCGAAAAAGUGGCGAGGUGGCGUGUCCCCUGGCGGUGGAGGCCUUCGCCGCGCAUCUCAGCUAUAUCUGCAAAUACGAUGACAAGUUCAGCAAGUAUUUUAUCUUCCAUAAGCCCAACAAGACAUGGCAGCAGGUGUUCUGGCUGAGCAUCAGCAUCGCCAUCAACAACGCCUACGUCCUCUACAAGAUGUCCGACGCCUACGCUGCCAAGCGCUACAGCCGAGUGCAGUUUGGAGAGAAACUGGUCAAGGAGCUGCUGGACGUGGACGAUGACUCGCCCACGCUGUGAGAAGGCCGCCGCCGGGGGGCGCCCUUCACCUGACACCCACCAUUACAUUCACAUUGACACCCCCCCCCACCACCACCACAAUACUCAAGCAGUGGCAACUCUUCCUGUGUCCAUUUGGGUCGUACCGUAAAUAAUACGGAACAUCACGUCACGGGAUAGGGAGAGUCGCUAAGUGUGAAGAUAACGUGAGAUCACGUGAUUGUUCCAAGAUAGUACUUUCUCAUUUCUGACUCUGAAAUGCCGGAGAAAACGUGUAACGUGUUAUUCAAAACCAACAAUGGCAACAAUGUCCCCCUAUUGCAGCAUUCAACAAUUUGACUCAAAAUGAAGAUGAUGUUGCUAGGCAACAAACACUAUUUUGGCCAGUGGACAGGGAAUUAAAUAAUCAUUUAAAAAAAAAGAUGCGUUAUGCAUUUUUGGGGGUCAUAAUUUAAAACAAUUUCCAGAGUAACAAAUUUUGUUAUCACACUUCCAGGACGAAGAAUUCAAAUCUGGACAUCUGUCAAAAAUCAUUCCAGCUCUCGUUACUUGUUAGCUUUUACAUAACGGCUAGGGCAUUGAAUACUUGGGGAGAUGUUGUUGCUUGAAAGUGGCUCAGGAUCUUCACCCAGCAUAGACCAUCAUGUCAUGGGCUGGAGGAAGCGCAGAAGGGGAUACUUGAACACGUUCACAAAUUUAGUGGUUGUUUAAAUUCACACAAGGUGGGUAGGAAGACCCGAUUGUUCAUAUAAAAUGAAAGAAAUGAUAUUUCUCACAAUAUGUCCCCCUUUAAAUACUAAAAUGAGUUGUUACCUGAAAGUGAACCAAUGAAGUGGAUGUUCCGGAUGACAAAGCUUAUGUACAUAUCAAUGUAUGAAAUGAAGCCAAUCAAUUUGCUGUAAUCAAGUCGGCACCGUACUUUGUGUGUUUCUAUUUUGUUUACAAAUCACGCAGACCCAAGAUUGUCAUUUUGUUGAUUACUAAUCCAAAGCAACGUCGUCGUCACUUUGUGUGUGUGUGUGAGAGAACUACGAAAUGUCCCGCACUGACUUUUAGUAACCUUCAAUAUUAAACACUGGCCACGUGCACAAAGUUGCAAUUAAACAAACAAUAAUAUAACAACGUGUCUGCUGUUGCCGAAGCUUGACAGGCCUGAAUUGUGUAAUGCCAGAAGGCCUGUCUUUUUUGAUUGGCUCUAAAGUCGUGCGAUAGGAGAUGAUGUCCUCGUGAUGUGCAACAUGUGUGUGCGUUUUAUCUGUGCAGUGCUUCAUCUUCAUGUCCACCGAGUCAGUAGAAAGAAAUGUGCAAUCAUCAGCUCCGAUGAGGAUUUGAGAGCGAGCUAACCGGCACUCAUAGCAAACUAACAUUUGUUGGAUUUUCUUAUCUCAUAAGCGGGUGCUAAUCUGUAUCAAGUAGACUCCAAUGUUAGGUCAGCUUAGCAGCCACGUAGAGGAGGCAAAAAAAGAAAAAAAAAGUUUCCCCCUCAUGCAACUGAUGAGCCGGACACACGUACGAAUGUGUGUGUGUGCGUGUGUGUGUGCAUGUAUUGUUGACACUGGGUUGAAACGUGUACAAUAACUGGACCAAAUAAAUUUCAGAAAUUUGUGUGAUGA
Molecule: messenger RNA, 3334 nt
Organism: Syngnathus typhle (broad-nosed pipefish)
Lineage: Eukaryota; Metazoa; Chordata; Actinopteri; Syngnathiformes; Syngnathidae
Gene: pgbd5
Product: piggyBac transposable element derived 5
Exons: 7
Coding region: 90-1742 (550 amino acids)
Biological process (GO): non-replicative DNA transposition
Cellular component (GO): nucleus
Molecular function (GO): transposase activity
Source: RefSeq, a predicted model, not a curated record